UCGAAUGUUAAAGCUUUUUGUUCAUCAUACUUGAAUUUUUUAUAUAAUCAUUUUGACUGUUUAAAAUUAUUUUGAGAUUUGGCUAAAUUUUUAAAUAUUUCAUUCUUUCCGUAUUUGAAAGAAGAAAUGAGACUACUUGUAUAACAGUCCUUACGCAGAUCACCAAAGAACUUUUCUUCCCUUUCUUUUUAUCGCGUCAGAAACUGGUUGUAUAAAAUCAAUAUUUUACUGGAGUUGGAAUUAAUAGCAUCGCGCUGGUGAGCUUUCUACUUAUUCCCGAGAUUUCGAAGAAUCGCACGAUUUCGUCACUCACUUACGCGCAACACCACUCGUUGCAUAAUUCGGCAAUGAAACGGUGAACUAUCUCGGCGUUUUGAAAUGGCCUACACAUGCACGUUCGCGGGUGUAACCGGCCGGCUUUCUCAUACCUAUGUACAAACAUGCUAUGUAUGGAUUCGCAUCCACACGAAUCCACGCCAUGAAGCACGAAUUGUAAACAUCCGCCCAUGAUGCGUAAUAUUCACAUAAAACUUACGCAAUAUUAUACGGCCACCGUUGUAUAAAAUAGCAUCCAUGAGAAGAUACUUUCAGUAUAAGAAAGUCUACUGAGCUGUCCAAGAAGUGAAUUCAUUAUGAGUUACUAUUUGUUUCUCUCUCUAUUAAUUGCGGUUUGCGAGGCGGGCAUAAUAUCAAAUGAAGAUUACUCGCACCAUGCGGUUUAUCAUGGCUAUGGCGCUACCAGUUAUCAAAAUGUGCAGCUUAAUAAUCACGAAGCUAUAGAGUUGCCCGCGAACUAUGGAGAUCCCGCAGAAAUUCAGGAGGCUGAUGUAGAGCAUCAUCAUGAGAGAAUCAUCCCAAUUAUAGAAUCAGACAAUGACGUAGAUCACAUCGUGUCCCAUUCCGCUCCAUAUGAAGAAUUUGCUGUUGAUGACGUCAAGUCUGACAUACUCGAUCAUGAUCAUUAUCUCGAUCAUGACCAUUAUGAAACAUCAUUAUAAUUUUAUAAAAACAUCUUCGUCUAUAAAAAUGAUUUAGAAAAUAG
Acromyrmex echinatior (Panamanian leafcutter ant) is the source of this 1042-nucleotide messenger RNA. RefSeq lists its product as uncharacterized. Lineage: Eukaryota; Metazoa; Arthropoda; Insecta; Hymenoptera; Formicidae. The record is from RefSeq and is a predicted model, not a curated record.